CAACGUUGCGGCUAGGGCAUAUUCUGGAUGAAAACCAGUCUGGUACGGACUCUCUCGUCUUCUCUUUCCUUUCACCGGACGUCGACCAUCCAACGGCCGUGUCCGCACCAUACGCAUUGCAGUAACGGCGACGAAUUCAUCUGUUUUUAAUCUACAUCCAUGAUUUAUACAUAAAUCUUCUAUUCUCAGUUCUCACUUAUUUUAAUUCAGCAUUCCAAUCUCCGUGAUUCUUUAUUUCGCGAUUCAUCAUGAAUUUCUUCAAAUCAGUUUUCUCCGACGAACCAGAUCCUCCUCCAUCCGAAUCCACAUCUCAGAUCCCCAAUAAUGCACUGCAAAACGAAGGGCGAGAUGGCCCUCAUCGCGAUUCCUCGCCAAUUGAACAUGGAUCGGUGAUCAGCUCAAGCACUAAUGAUUCUGAUGCUGCCGGGUGGAACUUUGGGGGUCUGAUUAGAACCUUGACCGUUAAAUCUGAAUCAAUCAUCGAGACUUAUCGUCGUGACCUGCAGGAAUUUGGAACGGGGUUGAAAAAGGAGAUUGAGGUUGCUCAGGAUUCUCUGGAAACGGUCGGUCAUGCCUUUGAUGAGUUUGGUAACUCUUUAGUGAAAAACACGGCUCAGAUCAUCUCUCAAGGUAAGGAUGCAAUCGCACUUGAAUCUGAUUCAGAUAAUAACAACGUCAAUAAUCAGAAAUUCAGUGGCGAUAAGAGCGUAAAUUUGAAAGCCUAUAGUAGAUUUGAUGCUCAGGUCCAUGGUAUUCAGGGCGAUGCUAGUACUUAUUGUGAGGAGCCCGAUGAUUUAAAUGACUAUAGUAAGUGGAAAUCGGAGUUUUCGUUGGAGGGAAAACAAGAAGAAUUUGAGAAUUAUCUCAGAGAAAAUGGUGAAAUGGAGAGUAUCUACAGAAGGGUUGUCCCAAAUAGCGUUGAUCAUAAAACUUUCUGGUAUAGGUAUUAUUAUAAAGUUUCUAGGCUUAAGAAAGCCGAGGAAUUGAGGGCUAGGCUUGUAGGGAGAGCGUCAUUUGAAGAUGAGGAUUUGAGCUGGGAUUUCGAAGAUGAUGAUGGUGACAAGGGGUUUGAAGUUCAAGCUAAGCCGGACCUCAACAAGAAAAACGUAGGUGGUGAAGUUUUGGAAAAAAGUGUGGAUACAGAGCUGCAAGUUGGAAGCUCUUCUACUAGCAAGGUGGGAACAAAUAUUUCUAAUGUGGAACAGGAGCAUCGUUUGGGGGAGGAAUCUACAAUAGAAAGGAGAGACGACUCAUUGCAUGAUAAGCAGAUUGGGAACAAGGGGGAUAAGUAUGUUGAGGAAUCUAAAGCUGAGAAAGUAGAAGUUGUUCAUCAAGCGGAUGAUGGAAGCAAUAUUAAUAUUAAGGAAGCAGGUGGUGAAUCAAUAUCUGAAGGGAAGGCUGUGGUCAACAAGAAUUACUCGGCAACAGAGUCUGACUCAAAAUUGGUGGCAGAAAGAAAGGCUGAUGAUGGCAAAUCUUCCAUUAAAGAUAAUGAUUCUUCACUAGUUUCAAGCCAGCACUCGGCACCGGAGGAGGAAGACCUUGGGUGGGAUGAGAUUGAGGAUCUUAGUUCUAUCGAAGAAAAGAAAACGACUCAGAGUGGUAGCCCAAACAAAGUUGAUUUGCGGAAGCGCCUGAGUGCUGCAGAAGAUGAUGAAGACUUGAGUUGGGACAUUGAAGAUGAUGAUGAUGAGAAGCCCGCCAAGGCUUGAUAUAUUUGAUGCAUUUGCCUUUUGACUUCUUCGAAAGAUAUAUAUGCUAGUUUGCCUUUGUUAGGGAAAUUUGCCAUUUCUUUUGUUUAUGUUUGUAAAAAUUAAUACUGUAGUAAUGUUGUCUUUUUUCUAUGAAUGUAUUAAAAGCAACUGUUUCUCUGA
This is a messenger RNA of Prosopis cineraria, 1874 nucleotides long. RefSeq lists its product as uncharacterized. The record is from RefSeq and is a predicted model, not a curated record. NCBI's taxonomy places the organism in Eukaryota, Viridiplantae, Streptophyta, Magnoliopsida, Fabales, Fabaceae. Gene Ontology annotation, cellular component: cytoplasm.